ACUUAAAGCCUCUUCUACACAAUACUUAACGCACAACACAUUUGCCCGAAAUCCUCUCACGCCUUCAUUCCAAGCAUCCAAUCCAACCACCUUCGUUUCAGUUCAACCAAAUAAUGGCAAACUAUCACUCCGACAAGAACAUCCUCAAGAGCACCGCUCUUCUCCAGUAUAUUCUGAAAGCCAACGCCUAUCCGAGGGAGCACGAACAGUUGAAGGAACUCAGGGAAUCGACGUUCAAUAAAUUUGAUAAGUCCGGGAGUGUGAUGAAUGUACCGGUGGAUGAAGGAUUGUUUCUAUCAAUGCUUUUGAAAUUGAUGAAUGCAAAGAAAACGAUAGAGGUCGGCGUGUACACUGGCUAUUCGCUCCUCACAACGGCGCUUGCAUUGCCCGCCGAUGGCCGGAUAACGGCAAUUGAUAUGGAUAGAAAACCAUUCGAAUUUGGUUUGCCAUUUAUAAGAAAGGCAGGAGUUGACCACAAGAUCAAUUUUGUGGAAUCCAAGGCUUUGGUUGCCCUCAAUAACCUUCUCAAUGAUGGCAAAAAGGAUUUUGAUUUUGCAUUUGUUGAUGCAAUGAAAUCAGAGUACAUAGAAUAUCACGAGUUGCUUCUAAAAUUGGUGAAGGUAGGCGGAGUAAUAGCCUACGAUAACACAUUGUGGUUUGGAUCAGUUGCACUAAGUGACAACGAGGUCGAUGAACAUUUGAGGGAGUCCAAAGUUCAUAUACAACGGUUUAAUGCUUUUCUAGUAAAGGAUUCACGGGUGGAAAUAGCUCUCCUCUCCAUUGGAGAUGGUGUCACUCUCUGCAGGCGCAUCAAAUAAUUUACGUCAUCUUUCCUUUUUAUGGUUAUAAAGAAAAAUAUGGACAAUAUCUGAUAAUUUUGUGUAUUUCGUUGUGUUUUUCAAUCGUAUUAACAUUUGGAGGUCUACUUGUAAUCAACAAACGCAUGUUGAUUGUCAAAUUGAAUCGUUUAAUCGUAUUUUAUCAUUGCAGCUACA
This is a messenger RNA of Cucumis sativus (cucumber), 995 nucleotides long. RefSeq names its product putative caffeoyl-CoA O-methyltransferase At1g67980. NCBI's taxonomy places the organism in Eukaryota, Viridiplantae, Streptophyta, Magnoliopsida, Cucurbitales, Cucurbitaceae. The transcript has 5 exons. The record is from RefSeq and is a predicted model, not a curated record. The coding region runs from base 114 to 818 and encodes 234 amino acids. Gene Ontology annotation, molecular function: S-adenosylmethionine-dependent methyltransferase activity; O-methyltransferase activity.